AUGGAUGGCAUGCUUGAGAGGGUGCCACCCACUUACUUAGUAAUCAUACAGGCUGACUUCAACGCUCAUGUUGGGAAUGACAGAGAUACUUGGAGGGGUGUGAUUGGAAGGAAUGGCCUGGCAGAUCUAAACCAGAACGGUGAGAUGUUAUUGGAUUUCUCUACAUGUCCAAGCCAGAAUGAAAAGCUACAGGUUGAAGAUGCUCAUUAUUUAAGGAGAAAAGUAAAAGGAAGAACUAUAGAUGUCCAUCCAACUGAGAAGGCUCUUGUUGUUAACUAUGAAGUGGAAGCCACCAUACUUUGGGAGACAGGAGAUCCAAUGCUUGAGGAACGUAAAGAGAGUCAAAAGAUAAUCCGUCUCAAAAGCUUGAAUGCUAACACAGACAUUGCCUCUCUAGCAAAGAAGGUGGUGGAAGAGUGCAAACUAAUCCACCCCUCUAAAGUAGCUGAAGUUGAACACCUGUUAUAUUACCUACAAAAAAGACCAGAUACAAUUAGUAAGAAAGUGAAGAAAGAGGAGAAGCUUAGUCACCCCAAUGGACCACCUCCAUUUGAGGGUAUGGAGACUGAUGAGGUCGCCAGCAUCAAUGACAUGGAUGACUAUAUUGAUUUGCUGUAUGAGGACAAAGCAGAAAAAGUAAGAGGGUCUGCUCUAAUCCUGCAACUUGCACGAAACCCAGACAACCUUGAGGAACUGCUGCAGAACAAAACUGCACUAGGUGCCCUCGCCCGAGUUCUACGAGAAGACUGGCAGAAAAGUGUUGAGCUUUCCACAAAUAUCAUCUUUAUCUUUUUCUGCUUUUCAAGCUUUUCGCAGUUUCAUGAUUUGCUCACACACUACAAAAUAGGCGCAUUGUGCACAAUCAUCAUUGAUCAUGAACUCAAAAGGUAUGACUUGUGGCAGGAAGAGUUACUGAAAAAGAAAAAAGCCAUUGAAGAUGAACUGUCCAAUCAAAGUUUAAAAAAAGAGUAUAAGAAGACAUAUAAGAAGUAUCAAGGGCUUGUAGCAAGGCAGGAACAGUUGUUACGAGUUGCUUUUUAUCUGCUUUUGAACUUGGCUGAAGUUCCUCGCACUGAGCUAAAGAUGAGGAACAAAAAAAUUGUACCCAUGUUGGUCAAAACUCUAGAGAGGAAUAAUGUAGAACUUCUCAUCCUUGUGGUUGCCUUCCUAAAGAAGCUCAGUAUUUUUAUGGAGAACAAAAAUGAUAUGUCAGAAAUGGACAUCAUUAAGAAAUUGGAAAAACUGAUUCCAUAUGACAAUGAGGACUUGCUGAAUAUUAGCCUUCGUCUCCUCCUCAAUCUAUCAUUUGACACCGGUCUACGAAGCAGGAUGGUACAAGUUGGCUUACUUCCAAAACUGACUGCACUUGUAACCAAUGAAAACCACAAACAGGUAACAUUGUGUAUACUUUAUCACAUCAGCAUGGAUGAUCAAUUUAAACUUAUGUUUGCCUAUGCCAAUUGCAUUCCACAGUUUAUGAAUAUGUUAUCUGAGUGUGUUGAAGAACAGAUUGACUUAGAACUAAUUUCACUUUUUAUCAACCUAGCAGCCAACAAAAGAAAUGCUCAAUUAAUUUGUGAAGGCAGUGGCCUUGAGACACUUCUGAAAAGAGCUUUGAAGUGUAAAGAUCCACUUUUAAUGAAAAUGAUACGAAAUAUUUCUCAGCACGACAAUGCAACUAAAUAUUUGUUCACAGAGUACAUUGGAGAUCUGGCAGCUCAAAUUAGAUAUGGGGAGGAAGAGGAGUUUCUGAUUGAAUGCUUGGGGACUUUGGCUAAUCUCACAAUUUCAGAAAUGAAUUGGGAACUUGUCUUGACAAAGUACAACUUGGUUCCAUUCUUCAAAGAUCAUCUCAAACCAGGCCUUGCUGAGGAUGACCUGAUUCUAGAAGUGGUGAUAAUGAUUGGAACUGUGUCACUGGAUCCAUGCUGUGCUUCAAUGCUUGCCAAAUCGGGUAUCAUUCCAGCUCUCAUUGAAUUACUGAAUGCUCAGCAAGAGGAUGAUGAGUUUGUCUGUCAGAUUGUCUAUGUUUUCUACCAGAUGGUCUUUCAUCAAGAAACAAGAGAUGUGAUCAUUCAGGAGACCCAAGUUCCAGCCUACCUCAUUGAUCUGAUGCAUGACAAGAAUUCUGAAGUGAGAAAAGUUUGUGACAAUACCUUGGAGAUAAUAGCAGAGCAUGAUGAAGAAUGGGGAAAAAAGAUCCAGAGUGAAAAGUUCCGCUGGCACAACUCUCAAUGGUUGAUGAUGGUGGAAAACCAACAAAUGGAUGAGAUGGAGCCUUAUUUGUAUGGAGAGGAUGAUGAUGACAUUGAGCCCUUCAUUCAUGGAGAAGACAUACUGGAAAGGCCAGAUAUAUUUUAUACUGCUGAUGAAAUGAUUCCAUCUGAAGGAACCAAAAGUCCAAAUUCCUUUAACAAUUAUUGUGCAGAAUGGAAAUAUGGUGGGAGCAACAUUCCCUUACUGGAAGCCUUGGAAUGGAUAGAGUUGGUCGGCCAACAGCAGUUCCUUAAUGCUGAGCCACAGCAAAUGUCCACAGACCCAAUAAGCCUUUAUACGUUAGAAAUGGUGGCAGAGAAGUUGAUGAACCAGGAAGCCUACAGACCAUUUACGCCCCACUGAGAGGAAAUAGAACCAUGGACUUGCAUCACAUAACUAGGCCAGUAUCCAUCUACUUAAGCAUGCUAGUGGAUGCUUUGCCAUUCAGUGAUUUUUGUUUAAAGCUGUGCUGACUAUUAAGGUGUGUAAAGGGGGAAUUUUGAAGGAAUGGACAGAACCUAGCUAUUGUGCAAAAAUACUUUUUCACUAUUUAAGAGAGGUGGGUCAAAUCCAAGAAGAGGAUAAAUGAUCAAGAUGUGUAUACCAAGCUUGAUUUCAAGAUUUACACCCAAGACAGGGUUUCAAAGUUAGAGGUAUGCAAAAUGACUUGGAAGUAACCAUCUAAACAACAAUAAGCACUUGUAUGUAUCUAACAUAAAGUUCACUUGAUGCUACAGCAUAUUAGAAAUGCAGUCCAGAUGUAUUUUUUUGUAAGUUCAUAAUUGAAAAUCACAGCUUUGUGAUCAAAAUCUAAUUCCCAUAUACCAGCCUGGUUACCACUGUAACAAUAUUUGGGACAAUUUGACCCAAUAAUUAAGUAAAUAAAACCACUGAAUGUUGACUGCAGAGGGAAUAAUAUCUAUGGUACCUAUUAGUUAUUUAACUGUUUUGUAUUUUGCGGCUCCCUCUGGAGCUUGAAUUUGAUCCAUUUGAGGAUCAACUCCAGUUAGAUCAUAAGAGUCGUGUGUGUGUGGCAAGAAACAAACAAACCCCAAAACACUUUUACCUUCAUCCCUGCCUCCUCAGCUUAAUGCUCCACAAUACUGCAGUGACAGAAACCAUGGAAUGGCUUUUAGAGGCAAGAUAAACAGAUUAGGAAGUCUAACUAGAUCUACAUCUAACUAGACUAGAUAUAACUAGGUGGAGUUUUAGUGCCUUCUUGUGUUGUGUCCUCUUGUCUAAUGUAUUUGACCAUUUAGUUUGAGUUCUGAAUUUUACUCCUGUGUAGUGAUUUUGUUAUAUGGUGUUUUUAUGCAAUUACUCUUUUUCACUGCCUGUUGUCUAACCUUCCUUUCAAUUUUGUCUAUUCAAAUAAAACAUUUUCUUAACCUGUUAGCAUGUCAUCUGGAUCUACAGUCACUCUGUCACCAUUAUGCUGCUUGAUCACACCAUCAGAUGUCUUCGCCUAUUCGGUGUAAGCCAAAAUACAAAAUGGGAGAGUGGAAGUCCUGUUAGCAGGCAGUGCAAGAUACAGUGUGGUUGUAGAUUCAGUUGAAAGUGGUAGAAGGAAAUUGCAUCGUGUGGUAAAAGAAACUCCUCAUUACAAAAUGACAUUUAUUUAAACUUUAAUUCUCAUCAUACUCUUCUUGAUAAAAAGAGCUCACCAUUACUUCCGUCUAGAUGUUUAUCACUGUUUCCUUAGAUUUUCCUUCUGACAUGACAACCAUCAGUGCUAUCUGCCUAUAAUUAUUUGUUAUUUAGUAUUGUGCUUUUAGUUUCUCAAUAGCAUUUAUCUAUACCUACAGAAUAUUUAUGUUGAUUAUAUUGUGGGUACAUAUUAUAUGCAUUAUUGUUUAAAAUUACUUUUGUUACCCAUAGUUAUUCCUUGUUCUCACAUUACAUUGUUCUAUUAUUUUUGUAUUUUUUAUUUUAACGAGGAGCAGUUUUCU
Erpetoichthys calabaricus (reedfish) is the source of this 4205-nucleotide messenger RNA. Its product is annotated as kinesin-associated protein 3-like. The coding region runs from base 1 to 2619 and encodes 872 amino acids. Gene Ontology annotation, cellular component: ciliary transition zone; kinesin II complex; axoneme. The transcript is spliced from 2 exons. Gene Ontology annotation, molecular function: kinesin binding. The record is from RefSeq and is a predicted model, not a curated record. Gene Ontology annotation, biological process: microtubule-based movement; cilium organization. NCBI's taxonomy places the organism in Eukaryota, Metazoa, Chordata, Cladistia, Polypteriformes, Polypteridae.